Penicillium waksmanii is the source of this 591-nucleotide messenger RNA. RefSeq names its product PPP1R11/YPI1 family protein. The coding region runs from base 1 to 591 and encodes 196 amino acids. Gene Ontology annotation, molecular function: protein phosphatase 1 binding; protein serine/threonine phosphatase inhibitor activity. NCBI's taxonomy places the organism in Eukaryota, Fungi, Ascomycota, Eurotiomycetes, Eurotiales, Aspergillaceae. Gene Ontology annotation, cellular component: nucleus. The record is from RefSeq and is a predicted model, not a curated record. The transcript has 2 exons.
AUGUCCCGAUCCCGCCGAACCGAAAGAACCCCACAACUAGCAUCCGCAACCGAAACAGAAACAUCCCGAGACUCCUCCGCCACAGGCCUCCGACCUGGAUUCGGAUUCCCACAAACACUCCGACUACGAGGCGACGAUACAUCCACAUCUACACCCAGCGCAAGCGUUGAACCCUCCCCAUCAGAAUCAGCAUCCCGCCGCAUUAGAUGGAGCGAAGACGUCGUUGAUAAUGAGGGGAUGGGGAAGAAGAGUUCGAAAGUAUGCUGCAUAUACCACAAAGCCCGCCCCAUCGGCGAGAGUAGUUCCGAAGAAUCCUCCUCCUCCUCCAGCGGUAGCGACAGCGAGAGUGAGAAUGAGGCUGAUCGGCGACGAUUAGCCGCGAACCGGGCUCGGGGGAGGAAGCCUGUUGGCGAUGGCCAUGGACAUGAGCAUGGGCAUGACUCUGACGCCGAUUCAUCUUGCGAACACCAGCACCAGCACCAACCCAGCAAGCGAAAGGCCCAUAAGCCUAGGAGAAAACCCAGCCCGAAUGCUUAUGAGAAAAUGCCCAAGCCUUCGAAUAAACCCGCCGCACCCGCGCAGGGUCCUUGA